This is a messenger RNA of Patiria miniata (bat star), 3456 nucleotides long. RefSeq names its product dehydrogenase/reductase SDR family member on chromosome X-like. Bases 212 to 1672 code for a protein of 486 amino acids. NCBI's taxonomy places the organism in Eukaryota, Metazoa, Echinodermata, Asteroidea, Valvatida, Asterinidae. The record is from RefSeq and is a predicted model, not a curated record. The transcript is spliced from 9 exons.
UUCAAGUGAACUUUGCAAGUGCAACGCGAGUCUGGAAAUAGAGCGCCGCGCCGAAAUUGCUAAACUAGCUAGUGCAUUUUGUGCACGUCCAUUUUCUACCUGGCCAAGUGACGUGCGUGAGUUUGAUCAUAAUUCCCAGCCUCUAGUCCACAACCAUGCCCAUCUGGAUGGUGUUUGUGUUCAUGGUUUAGGUUGCACUGAAAGGUUGAAGAUGGGGAAUACAAUAGAACAUCCGUCUGUGGAGCUUCCCCCGGAGAAGCUGGUGAUGGUCACAGGUGGAAACACUGGGAUUGGAUAUGAAACAGCAAAGUCCAUAGCUGAGAUGGGAGCAAGAGUUUGCAUCGCGUGUCGCUCAGAGGACAAAGCUAAAGCGGCUAUAGAACGGAUGCAGGAAGAACAUAAGAACGAAAUGCAGAAGAGAAGUCCUGCAGAGAAUGCUGCUGCCCAGGCGUCAUCCCAACCCACUAGUGAAGAAAUUGAAAUCAAGCCACUGAAUGUGGAGUACAUCAAAGUGGAUCUCGCCUCGUUGCAAUCCACCAUGGACUUCAUUCAGAAGACCAAGGAGAGGAUGCAGUACCUUAAUAUCUUGGUCUGCAAUGCUGGCAUUGCCUUUGUCAAACAAGAAUACACAGAGGAUAAAUACGAGUCGCAAUUCCAAGUCAACUACCUGUCACAGCUCCUCAUUGUGCUGCAUCUCAUGCCGCUGCUGCGGGCUGGUGCCCCCGACUCCCGCAUUGUUCUCCUGUCAUCAGAGGCGCAUAAAGGUGGGAAACUGGACCUGGACAACAUGCAGGGCCGCAAAUCCUUCAGUCGGCUUACAGCCUACGCCUCAUCCAAGGCCUACAUGGUCAUGGCAGCACACUUUCUUGCUCGGAGACUGGAAGGGACCGAAGUGAGCACUUUCUCUAUUGAUCCUGGACUUGUGGACACGAAUAUUAUGAAUAACUUCAGUGAUUUGAAACUGAUGAGCUUUUUCGUUGGAGCUUAUAACAAAUUUGGUAUGAUGCGUACUCCGAAACAGGGGGCUGCUACAAGUGUCGUGGCCUGUGUUGAUCCAAGCCUUCGUGGGAAAACUGCAGUGUUCAUGAAGAAUUGUCGACCUGCUAACCCUGCAACCUUCUGUUGGGAUGGCAAAAAACAGGAGGACCUUUGGGGUUACAGUCUUGGAUGUCUCAACCAGUUCAUCUCUGAUGGUGUGCUCAAAGAAGCCUUCCCAUCAGCGAGGCCAGAUCUGCUGACCAUUCCCAAGGACACAAGGACAGUCGAAGAGAAGAUUGCUGAUGAUUCAGGGAAGAAAGAAGGGAGUUCAGAUGACAAAGAGAUGGGAAACAAAUCCAAAGGAGGAGAGGCAUCUUUGGAGAGGAAGCAGGAUGAGGAGCAACCAGAGAUAGAGUCUUCAUCUGGAGCUACAGAGGUACCCUCUGAAAAAGUCAAGGCAUCGCAGGAACCAUAUGGGGCUAAUUUAGAAGAAAAGAUACCUGAAGACACACUCAAAGAUGAAGACAACGAACCCAAGGCAUCCUCCAAACAGGAGCAGACAGAAGAGCAGCCGAAAAGAGAAUUACCAUCUGCAGCUGCAGAAUUACCCACUGAAAGGGUUAAGGCAGAGGAAAAACCCAGUGGGCAGGUUUCAGAGGAAAGGGGCGUGACAGAUAAUGCAGAAAAUAAGUAAUUAGCAGCUGAGAACUGCAGCAUCUUCAGAUAAUAAGCAGGUGUAGAACAACCAGAGAGGGAACCUUCAGCUCAGCCAGCUUCUGAAAUUGACCAGACAUCAGGAGAACCGAAGGCAGAUAAUGGGGAAAUCUGCAGGAGAUGAGGUGCAGAAGUUCAAGAAGGUGUACCGAUCACAGUUGGCUCCUAGCGACAGGUGCUCAGAUCAUUGAAGCUAAUAAAAACAUUUACAAGAGGCCAAACUUGGCCAAAAAUUAUCAAGGUGGACUCCAUUAAAGAGAUUUGUGAUGAACUGAAAAUUUGGUGAAAUCUAAAUAAUAUUCAAAUUCACAAGGUUUAGGUGUAUAUUAAAGACCACAAGGUAUCGAAGAAAGAUUAAACCUUGGCAGAAACUGCCAGAGAGACUAUUUGGUCAUAGUACGUGAUGAGAUCUAGACUUGUAGAUAGUCCAGGCAAAAUACUUUAUUUUUGAAGUGAACCUCACACAAAUUGCAACAGAUUUUUUUUUUCAUCACAUUGCACUUAUGUAAGGUCCCUAGAAUGGUGUAGUAACAGUCUUAAAAAUCCAAGUGGUGGAAAUAUGCCUAAUUUGCAUAAAUCGUUAAUACCUCUCCGGUAAUAUAUUUGUUCCCAUAUUUGGGUAUAUAUAUAUAUUUUUUUUAAAGUUUAUUUUAGUGAUUGUACUUACACAUCCUUACUUCAAUAACACAAAAUUCACAACAAAAAAAGAUUAGUGUUGCGUACAAUAAUUGUGUCAAUGUCAGAAUGUUUUUUUACCAAUAAUUUUGGGAAUUUCCUUGAACUUGUUCAAGUCCCACCGUUAGGCAUCCCAUCACCUUUUUUCAGCCCCGAAUUUACGGACACCUUGUUUUCCCUGUUUUUUGUUUGCUGGGCUAAAUAUCACAAUGUUAUCAUUGUUCACAUGAUUUUCAAUAAAGUUUUAGUAGGGGAACUGUGCCAGUAAGCAACUUGGUGAAUUUGAAGCUCAUCGGUGUUGAGGUUUGGCAAGACUACUUGAUGAUAUCUGGAGAUGAUGUCUCUAGAAAAAAAAUCCUGGCGACGCCCAUACUUGUUAGUUCACAAUUCUCAAGAUACAUUGUAUUUACUUCGGACGACUGGAAUCAUUGAUAUUUUCUUAAAGUCCCUUACUUAUUAAUUAACCUUGCCUUACUGGUUUCUUUUGUAAGAUUUUGAUGAAAUUUGAGUGUUGUUUACUUAAUCUAAUUAUUGUAAAGUAGUUGAUUCGUUGAUGAUGGUUUUCAUACAUGCCUUGUAAUUUCAUAUUGACCAUUUAAUCAACUCGAAAAGUAUAUUUUUGUAUUUGGGUUUUGGGCAUGUUGGAUACAUGUAUUCCUAUAUUAGUUCAGUUCAAUUUUAUUCAAUUCAAUUCGAAAUACGUUAUCCUUAAAAAGGCAAUUACAUGUACAUAUAGUUGGACAGCUCACUAUAAGGACACUAUAAGUAAGUAAAUAUAUGAAAUUGUAAACAAUUACAAACUACAUGUACUUAUAUCUAGAUUUAGUUGCUUAAAAUUCUUUGGUAAUUAUUGUUUCUUUUGUAAUUGACUUUGUUGGAUUGGAAUUUUCUAAAGCAUUGCAUUUGAUGGAAAUUAUUUCAUCUUUUCAGAAUUGUAUUCCUAAGAUGCAGUUACGCCAUAAAAAGAACACGGAACAGACCUAUCCAUCCAAUAUGUCCUAGGUAUGUCGCAUUUUUCGGGUGUUACAUAUUAUUAAAAAAAUGGACCAAAUUGUUCAUUCGUAGCAAGGCAAGAGCUGGUUUAUUCCA